UGUCAAAUGUGAGCAAUCACAUUUUUUCACCAGAGAUUUGGGCAUUUCUUUUAUGCCGCAUGUAAGUUUUGCCAUCAAUGCAACGUCAGCCAAAACAUGCAGCAAGUUGAAGCGGCACAUGGACAACAACAACAAUUUGAAAGCAGAGCUCCACGCGGUAUUUUCUAUAAUGGCACCUGGUACAAUACGCAAGCGUACAAUAUGCAGCUACCAAGUUGUGUGCUGCCCGAGACGUGGCAGUGGCAACAACAACAACAACAACAACAGUAUGCGCAUGCCACUUUGCAACCAGGGCUGCAUUUGCAACAGGGACUGCAACUAGUUGUGGCUGAAGUAACGCCUCAAUUGCCAUUGCAGUCAUCACGUUCUCAUUAUCAAAUAUGCACCUGUCAGAGGGGGCAGCCGUUGUCCAUGUUGCACGGUCUACACUUUGUGCAGCCGCAUCAAUGCAACAACUAUGAGGCUGUGAUCAAGCAACAGCAACAGCAACAGCAUCUGCAGCAGUUAACAGCGCAACACAUACAAACUCCUUUAAUGCCGCAAUUCUCGCAGCAGUUCCACCAACAGUUGGAGCAACAGCAGCAGCCACAACAUUUUAUACAGCAGCAAUUGGAGUUGACGCAUUUAAAUCAGCAGCCGCAAUGUUUCUACUCAACUCAAGUGCAAGGUACAGACUCGCCUCAGCAGGAGAUACAACAAGAACUAACUCAACAAGAGUUGCAACUGCAGCAGCAGCAGCAACAUUUCAUACAGCAGCAACAUUCAAAUCAGCAGCAGCACUUCCAGCAGCAGCUACCUCAACAGCAGUUGCAUCUUGAGCUGCAGCAGCAGCAACAUUUCAUACAGUGGCAACAGAAUUCUAAUCAAUGUUGCUACUCAACUCAAGUGGAAGUCGCACAGUUUGCGCAGAGGGAGAUGCAACAACAACUACCUCAACAGCAGUUGGAGUCUCAGGAGUUGCAGCAGCAUCAACAGCAUACAAAUCAGCAAGAGCAGCAGCAAUGUUGCUACUCAACUCAAUUUCAGCAGCAGCAGCAGCUUCAACAGCAGUUGGAGCAUCAAACUCAAUCACAACAACGACUGCAGCAAGCUCAACCACAGCAGCAGCAAUUAGAGUCUCAGCAGUUGGAACAGCAUCAACAGGAUUCAAAUGAGCAGCAGCAGUUGGAACAAUGUUGCUACUCAACUCAAGUAGAGUCCCCGCAGAAGGAGAUGCAACAAGAACUACCUCAACAGCAAUUGGAGUCUCAGGAGUUGCAACAGCAUCAACAGGAUUCAAAUGAGCAACCACAGCAAAAGGAUUUGGAGCAAUAUUGCUACUUAACUCAAGUGCAAGACACACAGUCUCCACAGCAGCAAAAGUUGGAACAGCAAUCUCCACCUGAACAACAGUUCCAGCAGCAGCCACAUUUCGUACAGGAGCAAUUAGAGUCUGAGCAGUUGCAACAGCAUCAACAGCAGCAAUGUUGCUACUCAACUCAACUGGAGCAGCAGCUUCAACAGCAGUUGGAGCAUCAAACUCAAUCACAACAACAGCUGCAGCAAGCUCAACCACAGCAGCAGCAAUUAGAGUCUGAGCAGUUGGAACAGCAUCAACAGCAGCAAUGUUGCCACUCAACUCAACUGCUGCAAUCUCAUCCACAGCAGCAACAGCAACCACUGAUCUGUCAGCAGCAUUAUCUACCAGACCAAACCAAUAACUAUCGUCCACAAUCAUCGUCAACGACACCAACAUCGUUUCCGUCAUCGUCAUCGCCAUCGCCAUCGAGCAUUUCAACGCCGCAGCCUGUCAACGAUCCUCAAAUUAUCCAAGUCGAUAUGUCAUCCGUGAGCAAGGUUCACAUAACUCGUUCAUUCGCCAGGCUGGUGAUUUCCAUCUACAGACAGACUGAAUUCGAUGAUGAGUCGCCCAAUCGCGUGAUCAUCAAUGGGCAAGUGCUCAUCAGCGACAGCUCAGACAGCUCCAAUGGACAAUCGAUGAGCCAAUUGCAUGUCAAUUCAGCAACUCAAACGCCAACUAAGGAGGAGACACAAACCGAGACUCCGAUGAGCACAGAUGCCAGCGAUGAAGUCGACAGCUCAACAGCCGAUCUGGAGGAGCUUCUUCAAUAUACAACUGCAGCUGUAGCGACAGUGAAUCAAAAUCAAUCAAAGUCCAGUGCACAAACCGAACCGGAGCAAUUUCGUGCUCCGCGUCGUGUUGCCAAACAGCAGCCGAUGCUGCAGCACAAUCCUCUCAAGAAAGCACCCAAAUGGACAAAACCAGCUAUAAGAAUCUCAAGAGAGUUGCUGAAUUCGUCAGGAUCGAAUGAAACAUUGCCUAAUCGAAUUCAGCAAGAGAACGAGCAAAUGCCGCAUGAAAAUUCGGAAGGUAUUCUGGAAAAGUUCGAGUUGGUAAAUUCAGAAACCAUUCUGAAAGAGUCAUCGACAAAUUUGCAGAAGGUCGAGCAAAAGCAAAUGCAGCAGGAAGAGUCUGGAAAAGUUCUGCAAAAGAUCGAACAAGUGCAAAUGCCACAGAAAAGAUCGGAAACAAUUCAGCAAAAGAUCGAGCAAAUUCCACUGCCGAAGAAAGAGUCAACGACAAAUUUGCAUAAGAUUAAAGAAAAGGAAAUGCUACAGGAAAAGAUCGAGAAAAUGCCACAGAAAAGUUUGGAAACAAAUCUGCAAAAGAUCGAACAAAUACCAAUACAGCAGAAGGAUUCUGAAAGAAUUCUGCAAAAGAUCGAUGAAGUGGGAGUGCCACAGAAAGAGCCAAGGACAAAUCUAAAUAACAUCAAAGAAAAGCAAAUGACACAGAAGAAGCCGGAAACAAUUCUGCAAAAGAUCGAACAAAUGCCAUUGCCACAGAAUGAGUCAACGACAAAUGUGCAAAAGAUCGAACAAAUACUGAAGGAAAAAUCUGGAAGAAUUCUUCAAAAGAUCGAUCAAAUGCCACAGGAAAAGCCGACAACAGUCAAAGUUCAAACAAUUCCAGUUACCGCAAAGCUGCAAGAUUGUGACUCUAACAAUUCAAACAAUUUGUUUAAGCAAACAACACUUGGAAUGGCAUCACAGCAACCACAACUUGCUUUGGAAAUUUGCAACCAUUUGGGGCAACAAGAUCGAGAUCUAGAGGAGGAGUGGCCAGACUUGAGUGUUCAGCAAACAACGCCAUCGGUACGAAUACGCAAACCACAGCCUUCGCCUUCGCCUCAACCGGUUGUCAACCAAAAAUGCAAUGGGAUGCGCAGUCCGCCUUCAUUCCCCGAAGAUUAUCCCAUCGGUGAACCCAAAUUGCCGCAAUCGAUAUACAAGCAAAUGUAUAAAAGGAAAUCGAGUCAAUCAAAAACCAUUGAGCAAUCAACAUCCAUGAUGACGACCAAGCAAGAGACACCGCUACGAUCGCAGUCUGUGGACAAUGUUAACCGAUCAUGGAAUACAAAAACUUAUCAACGGAUCAAUCAUAAUUCCGACGAGUGUCCACAGUUAAACGGCAUUCGCCAGAUUCUUUCACCAACAAGAAGAAAUCAAUCAGCACAGAGUUAUCAAUCGUUAGUCAAUCAACAGAAAAAUUUAACAAGAUAUCAACAAGGCGCUACUAAAUCUAUAACAAUUAAACCAACAAUGAAUACUCUAUCCAAAGCUCAAUCAAUAACAGUUCAUCAAUCAGAUGUCAAUCAAGCAGCAGCUCGAAAUGAUCAAGUUGUUAACCAAUCAAAGUCCUCAAGCAAUCAAGUAUCAAUUCAGUCAAUUAGUAGUUGUGUGAAGGCUGGAAACCAAAAACAAAAAUCAACACCCAAGGCUAUGUCGAAAGUAAAGUCGGAACAACAACCAAACAUCAAUCAAACAGUAAACCUAAAAUCGCAAUCUGCACCAAGAUUUGGCUUGAAUGAAUCGAAGACAUCUAAGUCAAUAACUGAUCUACCCAAGAAGAAGUCAAAUGGAGCUUUUGAGUCAAACGCCAAUCAAGCAACGGACGCCAAAGAAAGUGAAGUGCAUCAAUCGAUCAAUCUAUCAGCUGACAAUGAAAAGCCAGUAAAAACUUUUGAAUGCUCCGAAUCUGAAAACCAAUCUGAGGUAUCUUUAAAUGCGGAUCAAGUUGUUAACCAACCAAAGUCCUCAAGCAAUCAAGCAUCAAUUCAGUCAACUAGUACUUGUGUGAAGGCUGGAAACCAAAAACAAAAAUCAACACCCAAGGCUAUGUCGAAAGUAAAGUCGGAACAACAACCAAACAUCAAUCAAACAGUAAACCUAAAAUCGCAAUCUGCACCAAGAUUUGGCUUGAAUGAAUCGAAGACAUCUAAGUCAAUAACUGAUCUACCCAAGAAGAAGUCAAAUGGAGCUUUUGAGUCAAACGCCAAUCAAGCAACCGACGCCAAAGAAAGUGAAGUGCAUCAAUCGAUCAAUCUAUCAGCUGACAAUGAAAAGCCAGUAAAAACUUUUGCAUGCUCCGAAUCUGAAAACCAAUCUGAGGUAUCUUUAAAUCCGGAGAUGGAUAACGACACAAAGCCUUCAACGUCUCAGAAUGCAGAAGCACUUGGGAUUAGAAAGACAAAUAAUAAUAGAAAACAAAAGACACGGAUGAGCAAAUUCGAACGCAAGGCGCUGCGUCGUGAAUUGCAGAAUGUGCAACUGGCUGCCCGAAAGUCCGAGGAGAACUCUCAGUCCACGGAAGAAGUGCUCCAACCAGUGGAAGUGCAGCAUGAUGUGGAGGAAGUUAAAAGGAAUCAGCAGUCCACCGAAGUAGAUCAACAUUUGAAGGAUAUUCCUCAGCCUAUGGAAUGGGAAAGUUCAGAUGAAGUCAAACCCAAGGAGGAGCCGAAAGAAACUGAACCGAGUGACGAGGAUCCAGAGCUUAAUAAUCCGUUGCUUAGCGGCAUUAGCUGUAAGAUAAUGCGCGGCCACAUCCUGAGAAUAGCCAAAAAGAUCAAUAGUCUUUAAAGGAAAUAUCGGGGUAUUCAAUUGUAACGAACAUUUAAAGCGGGGAAAGGGGAUAACAAGCAACCAAUGUGAUAACUUAAUGUGAAUCGGCAGCUUAAAGCAAACGAUGUUUUUUUUUUUGUUAUAUGUUAAUAUGCCAUAUUUACAAAAAGUUAACUUGCCUAUCUCAAUAAAAAUAGAUCUCAGAUUUACA
Molecule: messenger RNA, 5113 nt
Organism: Drosophila albomicans
Lineage: Eukaryota; Metazoa; Arthropoda; Insecta; Diptera; Drosophilidae
Exons: 2
Coding region: 97-4920 (1607 amino acids)
Source: RefSeq, a predicted model, not a curated record